Messenger RNA from Rotaria sp. Silwood2, 1983 nucleotides. Lineage: Eukaryota; Metazoa; Rotifera; Eurotatoria; Philodinida; Philodinidae. The record is from the annotation of a GenBank genome assembly.
AUGUCAACAUCUACAAUAUUCAUAUUUGUGACAGGUUCUGGCCGAGCAAAGGAUGUGCCUGAACUUGUCCGUGAAACCGUGGCUACCGGUUGGAAAACAUAUACAAUCUUGACAUCAAACGUGAGUUCUGUGUUACCUCCGGAUGAAAUAUAUAAUUUGUCUGGUAGCCAUGCUAUUCGUGACUACAAGGAUCCACCACUCAAUAGAUUUCCAUUUGGUACAAUGCUUGUUGCACCCUGUACAUUCAAUACAUUUAAUAAGUUGGCAUUGGGCUUAGCCGACAAUCUUGCAACAUCAAUGAUUGCCGAUGCACUGGGUGCUGGAUGUCCGAUAUUUAUCGCGCCGGCAAUGAAUCGUGGCCUAUGGAAUCAUCCACAGACUCGUAUAUCAGAGACGAAAUUGAAAGAAUGGGGUUGCACUAUCAUUCCACCAUAUAUUGAUGAAAAAGUUGUUACGAUGGCAUCAAUUAAAGAGAUUUUACAGGUAUCGCAUCGAUCAUCAAAUGAAGCUUCUAAUUUUACUCAUAAUAGAGAAUCAGUAAAAGCUAUUUCAUCUACAAAAGAAAAAACUGUCAUUAUAUCAUCUAAAUCUUCUGCAACAACUUCUUCCACAUCAACAACAGAACAAACAGUUGAACAACUUCUUGACUCAUGUAAUAACGUUGCAUUAGAAUCGAAUGAAUCCAAAUUAGCAACAACAAGUCAAGUAUCCAAGAUAACAACAGAUCCUAUGACUACUUCUGAGUAUAAAAUAAAUCGAGAGAAAAAAAUUAAGAAAUUAGAACGACAAUUCCGCAGUUUAUCUAAAACAAUACGUGAAUUAGAAAAAAAAGAUAUGUCAUUAGAUGAAAUGGAACAUUGUGAUUUAUAUGUUGUAGAAUCAAAUUUAAAAAAACGAGCAUAUGAGAUUUAUACUAAAGUUGCUGAACUAAAGAGUCAAUCAUCUUGUAUCGAACGUAUUCUUGAUCAACCGGUUAGUUUAACAGAAUCUGAAAUUGAUCAUCCAUUGAUUAAUAAAGCUCUCGAAGAUAUGGUUAAUCGAACAAAAUAUUUACCAUCUUUUACUGAUGUUCUCGAUACAGUAGAAAAAACAAAUGAUAAAUAUAAACUUAAUCUUAAUACUGACAUUCGAAAAAAUUUUGCUGAAAAAUCCUUUAAAAUAAUAGGUAAAAAAAUUAAAAAUCGACGCAUGGCUGAUUUUAAUGAUAUUAUGAACAGUCGUCUUCCAGAAGAUUUUGAUAUCGAACAAAAUGAUCCUGCAGUGAACAAUGUUGACAUUCAAAAAACAUUAUUAGAAAACGAACGUGAAGCUAUUAUUAAAACAGAAAAAAUUUUAGAUGAAUUUUCUCGAAUUGAUCCAAAUCGUGAGCCAGAAGUUAAUAUUGAAUCAUCUGAAGAAUCCAAUAUUGAAAGUAAUGAAGAGGCGGAAAUUGAAGAAGAAGAAGAAAGAGUAGAGUGGGAACCCGAAGUGAUUGCUGCAUCGUCUGACGAUAAACCUGACGAAAAUCAAUAUGAUAUUGUUGAUAUUCUUCCGCCUUUCUCAUCGGAAUCCUCGUCUCCUGCAGAACCAAUGGUGACUGAAACAAUAAACAAUGAAGAUCCUGUAGAAGCUACACUUGAAAUUUCUCUUAAUAGUCGUACAUUAACAAUCUUAUCAACAGCUUCUAUACCACUAAAAAGAGCAGUGCAUGAUUCAUUUGCUUCAAUUAUUCAAAGUACUGAACCAGAAGCUUAUACCACUCUUGAUGAAAAUAAUACUCAAGAAUCACAAUCGAUUGCAUUUAUACAGGAACAUAAAGUGCAAACAAUCAUACCUCGACACAGACAACAAGUACCUGCUGACGAAACUUUAUAUAACUGUUAUAAAACACGAUUAAACAGUAAUGAUUCAUCUGUUGUUCAAAAACAAACAUCACCAAAAGACAUUGAAUCUUCCAAAUCGAAAAAUCCUAAAAAUAAUCCUGAGAUUGUUAUACUUGAUUAA